GCACUUGUCUUUUUAGCCUGCGCCUUCACAUCUUCAACGAUCGGGAAAAUAAUUGCAAUGCAAAUAAUAUAUUCAAGAACCAUUGUAUAUGUAAAUAUAGUUAAAGGUUAAUAAAGCUGUAACUUCUCAGAAGUCGUAUUUUAAUAAUACUGUAAUUUCCCCAUCCCGCCGUUUUUUACCAUCAGGCAUUUGUGUGGACGCCUCUCACACCGACGGAGGACGACAACAUGGCGGCCUCCUUGCGUCUCGGUCGUCAGGGGAUUUUAUUUGGCUUUAGAUUAUCUAAAUUUAAUAAAUGUUUAUUGGCCACAAACCCAUGGCAGGAGCAUGUCAGGACCUUCUUUCAGUCACCAUGGUUCCUCGGUGUCAGCGCAGUCAAAGUGCAAAUGCCGGCUCUCUCCCCCACCAUGGAGGAAGGGAACAUUGUUAAAUGGCUGAAGAAGGAAGGUGAGGCUGUAGCUGCAGGUGACGCCCUCUGUGAGAUUGAGACGGACAAGGCUGUUGUUACCAUGGAAUCAAAUGAGGAUGGUGUCUUGGCAAAGAUAUUGAUGGAGGAGGGCAGUCGCAACGUGCCCCUUGGCACUCUCAUCGCCCUCAUGGUGGAGGAAGGGCACGACUGGAAGCAGGUUGAGAUCCCCCCUUCAGAUGCUGCAGCUCCAACCUCGGCUCCACCUGCUCCACAAGCAGCCGCUGCCCCAGUUGUGGCCGCAACUGCCGCUCCCUCUCCACCUCCUCCUCCACCAACAGCCGCAUCAGGGCUGUUACGACUGAGUCCAGCAGCUAGACACAUCCUGGGCACGCAUGGUAUAGACCCCAAACUAGCCACGCCCACUGGACCAAGAGGGCUUAUCACAAAAGAAGAUGCACUGAAUCUCCUGAAGAAGUAUCCUGCCACCAAAACAACCGCAGCCACAGCUGCCCCACCUCCCCCGAGUCCUGUUCCCACCCCAGCAGCUCCCCCUCCACCUCCAGGCAGCAGACCCAACAUACCUCCACUCUCUGUACCAGGGAAACCAGGAGCACCUGGCACUUUCACAGAGAUCCCUGCCACAAAUGUCCGCCGUGUGAUCGCUCAAAGACUAACGCAAUCAAAGACCACCAUCCCCCACGCGUACGCGUCGGUUGACUGUGACAUGGCUUCUGUCAUGCAUCUCCGCAAAGACUUGGCCAAAGAACAAAUCAAAGUGUCUGUUAAUGAUUUCAUUAUCAAGGCUGCUGCUGUUACACUAAAAGAGAUGCCAGAGGUGAAUGUGACCUGGUCCGGUGAUGGACCCCAGGCGCUUGAUUCAGUACAUAUUUCAAUUGCUGUGGCCACCGACAAGGGCCUCAUUACCCCAAUCAUCAAGGAUGCAGCAAACAAAGGAGUCCAGGAAAUUUCAGCUAAUGCAAAGACACUUGCCCAGAAGGCCAGAGAUGGAAAACUUCUACCUGAGGAGUACCAAGGAGGCUCAUUUAGUAUAUCUAACCUUGGGAUGUUCGGUAUCAGUGGCUUCAGCGCAGUGAUUAACCCCCCUCAGGCGUGUAUCCUCGCAGUCGGGACCUCCAGGUCUGAGUUGCAACUGUGCGAGGAUGACCUGACCCUGCGCACCAGGCAGCUGAUGACGGUUACACUUUCAAGUGAUGGACGGCUGGUUGAUGAUGAAUUAGCCUCUCGGUUUCUAGAUAAAUUCAGAGCUAACCUAGAAAAACCCCAACACAUGGCCCUAGCCUGAGAAACAAAGUGAAAGCAAAGUGAUUUGCAAGACUGAGCCACAAACUCUUGCGUGACAAAGCCUGGGUUGAAAGAAAGUUUUCAUGUUUGUGAGCAGAUCUAAGCUUGUACAUAUUAUUAACUUGUGUUUGUGGCUUAAAUAUGACAGGUAACCACCAGGCUUUGUGGUGGAGGAGUUAAACUGGCUUUCUGAUGAAAGAUUCUAACAGAAAUAUGAUCAAGAUACAAAGGAAAAUCUUACAUCCUGUAAUAUUACACGUGUUAUAUAUAAAAAAAAAAAAACGGCAAACUGUUUCAAGUUCUGUUUUUUAGUUCCAGAUAAUCUGCACUAUAUCAUGAAUCACUACUGUAGAACAUUGUUCAUUGGUCAAAUAUAUUUAUUACUGAGCAUAUGUGGCAAUCCAGUUUCUAAUCGAAAGACCUAAAUUCAAACCAAUUCCAACUAAUAAUUAAUUGUCCGUUUCAGUGUUUUAACUUAUUUAAAACGGAUGCUACAACAUCCCUGAAAACCUAUUCUGCAAUUCUUCAAGUGUGUACAAAAUGAAUGCAAUAGAUUAGUUUCUGGCUUCCUUAGAUUCCAAUAAAAAACAUGUUCUUCAACCUUGA
Molecule: messenger RNA, 2317 nt
Organism: Notolabrus celidotus (New Zealand spotty)
Lineage: Eukaryota; Metazoa; Chordata; Actinopteri; Labriformes; Labridae
Gene: pdhx
Product: pyruvate dehydrogenase complex component X
Exons: 11
Coding region: 228-1712 (494 amino acids)
Biological process (GO): pyruvate decarboxylation to acetyl-CoA
Cellular component (GO): mitochondrion; pyruvate dehydrogenase complex
Molecular function (GO): acyltransferase activity
Source: RefSeq, a predicted model, not a curated record